Messenger RNA from Drosophila eugracilis, 1036 nucleotides. RefSeq lists its product as uncharacterized. The record is from RefSeq and is a predicted model, not a curated record. The coding region runs from base 171 to 527 and encodes 118 amino acids. Lineage: Eukaryota; Metazoa; Arthropoda; Insecta; Diptera; Drosophilidae. The transcript has 2 exons.
AAUUUCAGAGACUCAACUCGGUUACUCUGCAACAUUUUUUGAAAUCAACGUUCGUUGGCAAGUGCGCGUCGUUUACCGCAGAGAAUUUUCGUAAUUUAGAGUUUGACUUCGAGAAAAGCCGUGUUCCAGAGUAUUUUCAAGUUACUGAAACCACAACCAGCAGCGUCAAAAUGACAUCCACCGAGCUGAAAAUUGGACUGACCAGCAGUGCCCGUCCCUCCAGCCGAGUACUGAAGCCCCCAGGAGGCGGACACACCAAUAUCUUCUCGGAGCCCGACGUGGCCGUACCCGCCCCUCGUGCCAAAUACAACCAACAGAACUCCUCGAACCUUAACGCAUGUAUGGGCUCCACCGAUCCCAAUAAAGUGGUGGAGAAGAUUCGAGAAGAGGUCACCACCCAGAAGGAGGAGGCCAAGUCUGCCCCGCCCAGCCAGCCCAAGGAGUCAGCGAACAAGCCAGCGGCCACGAACGGAGAGGCUCGUGGCCGAGUGCCACCUGGCGGAUUUUCGUCAGGCGGUUUCUGGUAGAUAGAGUGGGCCCGGGAGCAGAAGCAGCCUCCAAGCAUUUAAUGACUUACCAUCACAUCCUCAGACCAACAUAACAAACAUAAACCUAUAAAUAUAACUCGCUUAUAACAUACGUAUACACACAUAUUUAGAGGCGCAUUACCUAUAAUAAUCUGCUGAUCAGCCGAAGAAGAAAAACAAUCUGAUUAUAUUUUGCAAAGCAGCACUCCAUUAUUGUUCUUCCUUUUGUCGUUUCAUUUUCAUCUUUCUUACUUUUGUUUUAUCGUCUAAGUAAAAGGUUUAACAUUUCUAACACAAUUGUUGAAAUUAAGUAACUCGUGAUUCCGCCCCAAAAACAUGGAUAGUACGGAUUGACUUUGCUAAAAACUACCACCUACAACUGAAGCCUAAUUUAGCAUUUGUACUUAAAGUGUCCAAUCGAAACUUCUUAUAGUCAGUAUGAUUGUCCAAAACAAAAUCUCUUUAUAACCAUCGAUGUAUUAUUCCAAAAUAAAACAUUUAAUUAUAAA